Messenger RNA from Rhincodon typus (whale shark), 953 nucleotides. It is a transcript of the gene med28, whose product is annotated as mediator complex subunit 28. Lineage: Eukaryota; Metazoa; Chordata; Chondrichthyes; Orectolobiformes; Rhincodontidae. The transcript is spliced from 4 exons. The record is from RefSeq and is a predicted model, not a curated record. The coding region runs from base 39 to 593 and encodes 184 amino acids. Gene Ontology annotation, cellular component: mediator complex.
GGGGCAGGAGUACGCGUGCGCAGUGCCGUUGACACAAGAUGGCCUCUUCGCUGACUGGGAUGUUCUCGCAUCCGCCACAGAAUCCGCCGCCGCCGCCGCCGCCGCCUCCUCCGCCUCCUGGACCCGGACCCCAAGGACCGACAGCGGUCGGUCUCCCUGCGGCUCCGGCGCGGCCUCCUAGCACUCUGGUGGACGAGCUGGAGGCAUCAUUUGAGGCAUGCUUUGCAUCACUGGUCAGUCAAGACUAUGUGAAUGGUACUGAUCAAGAAGAAAUUAGAACAGGUGUAGAGCAGUGCAUCCAAAGGUUUUUGGAUGUUGCCAGACAAACGGAAUGUUUUUUUCUCCAGAAGAGACUGCAGCUUGCCGUACAAAAACCUGAACAAGUCAUAAAAGAGGAUGUCUCUGAAUUGAAAAAUGAGCUACAGAGAAAGGAGGCCUUAAUCCAGAAACAUCUGAGCAAGCUGCGCCACUGGCAACAAGUCUUGGAAGAUAUUAGUGUGCAGCCCAAAAAAUCAGCAGAUCUAGCUCAAGGCCCUUUGGCCUAUCUUGAACAAGCAUCUGCAAAUAUCCCAGCUCCAUUAAAGCAAACUUGAAAAUUAUUGCAUAAACUAAGGUGUCUGGAACUUCUAACUGUUCUUCUAACACCACACCCACUGAUCCAAUUCCCCUACCACCAGAAACCAAAACAGUUCCAGUUGAUCUAUAUGAGGACAGAUUGCAUUUAUACAUAUACAGUAACUAAAUCACUUUUCAGUUACUGUUUGGGACUGCAAGGUAUAAAUUACUGGUAGAGGCCUUUUGAGGUCAGUCAUUCUCAGUGUAAAAAUAUUUUGUGAAACUAUUGCUGCCGUGGUUUUAUAUAAUACAACUAUGUACAUAAUAUUAUGUAUUGCAAUUAAGUGUGAGGAAUUUCUACAGUUUUCAGAGCUAUUAAAAGAUCUUAUUGGACUUUU